Molecule: messenger RNA, 207 nt
Organism: Lachancea fermentati
Lineage: Eukaryota; Fungi; Ascomycota; Saccharomycetes; Saccharomycetales; Saccharomycetaceae
Source: the annotation of a GenBank genome assembly
AUGAGCUUCGACAAAGACCCUAAGAAGACGCUUGAAGAGGACGAUGAGUUCGAGGACUUCCCAGUUGACACCUGGCCAGACAGCGAGACGUUGAGAGAAACCAGCAACGUGCAAACCAAUCUUUGGCAAGAGGACUGGGAUGAUGUCGAAGUGGACGACGACUUUACGAAAGAGUUGCAAGCCGAGUUAGAGAAGCGCCAACAGUAG